This is a messenger RNA of Aureobasidium namibiae CBS 147.97, 1233 nucleotides long. Its product is annotated as flavohemo protein. The record is from RefSeq and is a predicted model, not a curated record. Gene Ontology annotation, molecular function: nitric oxide dioxygenase [NAD(P)H] activity; oxygen binding; FAD binding. Gene Ontology annotation, biological process: nitric oxide catabolic process; cellular response to nitrosative stress. Lineage: Eukaryota; Fungi; Ascomycota; Dothideomycetes; Dothideales; Saccotheciaceae. The transcript is spliced from 2 exons. The coding region runs from base 1 to 1233 and encodes 410 amino acids. Gene Ontology annotation, cellular component: intracellular anatomical structure.
AUGUCAUUGACACCGGACCAAGUCAAGCUGAUCAAAGCAACCGUGCCUGUCUUGAAGGAACACGGCACCGCAAUCACCGCACACUUCUACGCCGUGCUGCUCAAAGAAAAUCCAUCUUUGAACGGUAUCUUCAACCAAACAAAUCAGAAGACUGGACACCAAGCUGGAGCAUUGGCGGGUAGCUUGUACGCAUACGCCUCGCAUAUCGACGAUCUAGGUGUGCUGUCUCCAGCUGUCGAGAAGAUAUGUCACAAGCAUGCGAGCAUGUAUGUGCGACCUGAGCAUUACGAUGUGGUGGGCACGUACCUGCUGCGUGCUAUGGGUGAUGUGCUCGGUGAAGCAUUGACACCUGAAAUAUUGGAGGCUUGGGGACAAGCCUAUUGGCAACUGGCGAAUAUCAUGAUCAAGCAAGAAGACUCACUCUACAAAUCUGCUGGCCCAUGGACAUCCUGGCGCGACUUCCGCAUCUCGAAGAAGAUUCCCGAGUCUUCGCAGACCACUUCUUUCUAUCUCUCUCCCGUGGAUGGAAAACCAUUGCCUUCAUAUCAUCCUGGCCAAUACAUCAGCGUCUCCACUUCAGUCCCCUCACUCCACCAUGAUCAAAAUCGGCAAUACUCACUUUCUGCGGCUCCAUCUCCUGAUCACUAUCGUAUCAGUGUGAAGCGCGAAUCCUCUGUGCGGACAGGAGAUACCACUCACCCAGCCUACAUAUCCAACAUCCUGCACGCCGACAAAAAGGAAGGCGACAUACUCCAAGUCUCGCAUCCGUUUGGCAAGUUUUACGCAGAUUCCAAGGAGCAAAACAACGGAGCUUUAGUUUUGAUAUCUGCAGGCGUGGGCAUCACACCCAUGGUUUCCAUCCUCGACACUUUUGUCCAAGAAAAGCAAGAGCGACGAAUUAGUUUCAUGCACGCUACGCGAUCAUCGGAUGUCCAGGCCUUUGGAUCUUAUAUCCAGGACACUACAUCAACACACCCUCACAUCACUUCUGUCAUCUUCAACAAGCAUCCCGCUGCGGAUGUCAAGCAAGACACAGACUACAACUUUGCUUGCCGAAUGGAUCUGGAUAAGGUUGACAAGAACAAGGAUUUGUGUCUAGACGAUGAAGAGGCUGUCUACUAUAUUUGUGGCCCUGGAGGCUUCAUGCGCGAUAUGGGAGAUCGAUUGAAGAGCUUUGGAGUUGAGGAACAGAGAAUAAAGCUCGAGAUCUUCGGGACUGGGAAUAUGUCGUAG